UAGUUGUCGGUCUGGCGCAGCUUGUCUUUUGUUGGUAAAUUUUUGGCUUGGCUCUUUUUUAUGUUGGCAGUGAUGUUGUUGUUGUUUUUAUGUUUUUGGUAUGUCUUGGCUGUAAAACUUUUAGGCCAAGUUUGUUGGUGUUUUCAAGCGAAGCUUGUAAUCAGUUGCUUUAAUACGUUGCUUAAAAGCGGUGGUCCCUUGAGCGAAAAUCUAAAUCAAACAAAAAAAUAUUUGUCGGAAUUUUGCAAAGGACUUUAUUUGAAAACUUAAAAAAAGAAUUUAAAAAGACUUUUAGCAAAAAUGAAAUUGAAAUUUGUUUUAAAUUUAACCUUCAUACCCACCCUCUAUGUGUUGUUUGUUCUGCUGGAGGGAUUGCUGGAAAAUGGUGUAAUGGCCCAAAGUAAUGAGCCUUUGUUUGAAAUACCCGUACAGCUGAUUGGUUUUCCGGUUAUUGUGGCAUCCGUACGCCUCUCGCAGUUUGCCAAGAAGUUGGCGUACUCUUUAAAUCCAAAUACUUACCGGGCCCGCAGCAAACGUGACACUGCCCAUUUGGCUUACGAUGCAGAAUAUGCCCAAAAGGAAAUCCAAAGGGAGUUUGGUCAACGUGCCUGCAUUUUAGAAGAACCCUGUCGUCUGCAUGCCUCACGUCCAGGACGUGCCAGCCAAACACAUCCCAACUGGUCGGAAGUCUUCAGUAACUACAAAGUGCAAUCAACCGGCAUGAAACAAUGGUAUUUGUUGUCGUUGUUCAUUGGCGAUGCUGUGCGUGAUGUGCCCCUCUGUCGUUUGUUGGCCAAGAGGAUGCCAUGUCCAGGCGUUGGUCCCCUGCCGCCACCACAGCCACGUUAAGGCGGGGAGUGUAGAACUUAACUGACUGAAAUGCCACUGAAGUGUAGAGAAGGUAGAUUGCCCAGGACUACCUCUUAGUAAAGUAUUUUCUUAUUUCGUCUUCUGCUGCUGUUGCUGCUGAUUCUACAUCCCUUUACUUACUUGCAUCCUGUGUAAAUAUGGAAAGAAGGAGCUGGAAAAAAACUUACCCUUUUUUAUUUAUAUUUAAUGGCUAUCUUACGCUUUUAUUUGCUUUUUUACCAUUAUCCUGUUUUGUUCUCUCUCUCUGAUUUCUCUUCUUGGCUGCUGAAGGACAUUGGCUAAAAGGAGGCAAUGGAUUGGCAAAUGAAAACAGAAAAAAAAAAACAAUCUUACAAAUAUGACAUGGAACUCCUGCCUCAAUGAGUGGCAUGAAAUUUAAAGACUUUUUAUCUUUUGCAGAGAAAGGAAGGAUAUCAAGACCCAAAGUUGGGGGAGCUGAAAUGUAAGUGUGUGUGGGUGUGCGUUGGGGAAAGUGUGGAGCUGAGUAUAACCGCAAGUGUUGUUACAUUUUCUGGACGUUAUUGGGGGGAGUGGGGGACUUGGCUACAUUUGUUCAUGUUAUUGCGGUCUUUGAUGGCCCUCGACGCGGAAGGCUGUUGCAUGGCCAGUAAUUUAAAGUGGAAUGUAAAUAAUUAUGUUGCAUAAAUUAAACAAAUGUUAUUGACAUGUGGCCAAGAGACACCACAACUACACGUCAUAUUAAAUUUUCAGUAAAUUACUUUACUUUAUUUGUUUGUCAAGAGGGAAGGCAGAGAUAGGGGAGAAUGAGAAAUCCCUUUCUCUGCCAGAGACGAUUAUUUUCCAGAUACUAAAACAAAACAACAAAAGUGCAUUUCCUUUUUUUAUUACAAGUUUAAUUGUUACUAUUUAAAAUUUGUUAACUCCACUCCACUGAGACAUCAUUAAAUUGUAUUUUUCUUUUUUUUUUCCUUCGUUCAUUCGUUUCUCCUUUCGCUUGAGUUGUUUUUUACGCCAUUCAACAAUGAAUGACCACCAGUUUUUCAUUGUUCCCUGACUAUGUUUUUUUUUUAUUCUGGGUUUCUUGUUUUGUUUCAGCUGCCUUAAUACAGUUACAAACGAUUUCAUUUUGUCAGCAAUCAUCAGGUCCGGACAAAGAGCCAUGCCAGAAAAAAAAAAAAAAAACAAAACCCAAAACGAUUGGACCCAAAGGUUUUUCAUUAAAUUGAAAAAAUCGCCAAGUGCAAAUGAAAAGCUUGGCAAAAAAUGCAAUUGCAGCAGUCUUUGGUUGUAAAUUUCAACAAAUUGUUGACAAUAUGCAGU
Molecule: messenger RNA, 2151 nt
Organism: Musca domestica (house fly)
Lineage: Eukaryota; Metazoa; Arthropoda; Insecta; Diptera; Muscidae
Exons: 3
Coding region: 301-849 (182 amino acids)
Source: RefSeq, a predicted model, not a curated record